Drosophila innubila is the source of this 1002-nucleotide messenger RNA. It is a transcript of the gene Pex12, whose product is annotated as peroxisome assembly protein 12. Lineage: Eukaryota; Metazoa; Arthropoda; Insecta; Diptera; Drosophilidae. The transcript has a single exon. Gene Ontology annotation, biological process: protein import into peroxisome matrix; protein monoubiquitination. The annotation marks the transcript as partial. The record is from RefSeq and is a predicted model, not a curated record. Gene Ontology annotation, cellular component: peroxisomal membrane; peroxisomal importomer complex. Gene Ontology annotation, molecular function: zinc ion binding; ubiquitin-protein transferase activity; protein binding.
CUAACGAUCUACAACACAUCAAUUUAUAACACAGCACUGCUGGGCCAACUGUUGCAUUUUCAAUUUAUAAUAUUUUAGCAAUAAAUAAGACUGUGAGUGCGUAAUUUAACUGCGUGCACUAUCAAUACUAUGGCUGAGGCUGCCAAUGUACGCCAGAAUCUGCAAAAUGUUCCCUCGAUCUUUGAAAUAUCAGCGGCGGAAACAUUGGACAACCUUAUCUAUCCGGCACUGAGCAAAGUGUUUGAUUACUUUGGCCUGCGUUUGGACUUUAAGCUCUGGGGCAACAUACGAGUGCGUGAGGAGCUGUCGCCGGUUGUGACAUGGAUACUUCAGUAUUUAUAUCUGCGCAAGCGUGCCUCCUCAUUCGGCGAAAGCUUCUACGGACUGCAGCGCACUGCGAGUGCAACUGGCGAGCUGUUGACCCGCCGGAAGCAGUUCAGCUCAGCAACUCUGCUCACACUUCUGCCCUACAUUGAGCGGAAGCUGAGGACGCGGAGUGCACAGCACGAUGAUACAUAUGCCUGGGAGUCACAUCUGAUUAAGCUAUUCCAUAUAUACAACGCCUCCAAGGCCGUACACACAUUCCUAUACCUAAUAAAAUAUGCAUCCAGUCACUCGCCGCUGUUCCGUGCCCUGCACUUGACACUCCGUUAUCCCAGUGAGCCACCCAAGGAGGACAAGUGGACCUACAUCUUUCUGAAGAUGCUCGAGGUGUUGGCCUUCUUUCUGCAGUUUAUACAAUGGUGGUAUUCAAAUGACCAGCGACGCAAGGUUGGAGGCACUCUGCAGAAUCCCCAGCCCAUGCAGCAGCCUGAUCUGCUCCAAGAACUGAAGGAGAAUGCACCAAAGAAAGGCGAAUGUCCUGUCUGUCUGAUGCAAUUGCAAACGCCGACUGCUUGUGCCGUAUCCGGCUAUGUCUACUGCUGGAAAUGCAUUGUCACGCAUCUGAAGGAGCACGGCAAUUGUCCAGUCACCAACUAUCCCAUAACUAUAGAUGACCUG